Rhopalosiphum maidis (corn leaf aphid) is the source of this 575-nucleotide messenger RNA. RefSeq lists its product as uncharacterized. Gene Ontology annotation, molecular function: U7 snRNA binding; histone pre-mRNA DCP binding. The record is from RefSeq and is a predicted model, not a curated record. Gene Ontology annotation, biological process: mRNA 3'-end processing by stem-loop binding and cleavage. Lineage: Eukaryota; Metazoa; Arthropoda; Insecta; Hemiptera; Aphididae. Gene Ontology annotation, cellular component: cytoplasmic U snRNP body; nuclear body. The transcript has 3 exons. The coding region runs from base 1 to 423 and encodes 140 amino acids.
AUGGAUAGAAAGACUCGUAGGAUGAAAAUGAAGACAGUGGAAAGUUUAGUUUGCUUAGUAAAAUCAGUAGAAAAUAAAUAUACUACUAUUGAUUUACAAAACGAAACUUCUGUGUAUGGACUUGUUAAAGAAGUUGAUUGUGAUAUGAACGUGACCUUAUGCGAUGUUACUCUUACUGAUCCAAAUGGUAAUAGAUAUUCUUGUGAUAAUUUCUUUUUAAAAUCAAGAUUGAUACGUUAUGUUCAUUUAUCUCGAACAGUAGAUAUAUUUCAAUCUAUGAAAGAUGUAAUUAGAAAAACAUUUCCUGCUAGAGUUAAGAAACCAACAGCUUAUUCCUUCAAGAAAAAGAAAACAAUGGCUAGACAAGAACAACUUAAAAGGGAAGUACAAAAUAUGAACAGUAGUAAAGAUGAUAAAUCCUAGUUAUAGACUAUAGUAUACAUUGUUAAUUUAAAAUAUUUUUUUAAUUGUAGACAUCAGAUAUAAUUAAAAACUAGUUUUUCAAUAUAAUAAUUGUGUAUGUCAUAGUUUGCUUUAAAGAUGCUAACUUAAAUAUACAUCUGAAUAUAAUAUAU